CUGCCUUUCCCCCAACGAGACGACGACGACGAAGUGCCGUGCCGUAUCGUUUCGUUUCGUUCCAGCAGUAGCAACGACGCCACCGCCGUUUGGCCCAUUAUAAAAAUAACUUUAAGAACAUUUUGUAUACCCUUGCAAGAAGGGUAUAUUCGUUGAAACUCACAUUCGAAACUGAGACUUUUAUCAAUAAGUUAGUUACUUUUGAUGUGAUUUUCAUAAAAAUUAAUAUUUGUCAGUUUAAUACAAAUUUGAUCAAAAUCGGAUAACUAAAUUAUAUAGCUGACAUAUAAACGAACGAUAAAAUGGCAUGCUAAAUGCGCCAGAUUGCUUCAGCGUAACCUUGAAGGCUGUUCUUUUGCAAACAUUGGAUUUUUUAUAUAAACUCUUUUUUCUCGUUGACAAAAAGAUUAAUAAAAAAAAUCUUGCAAGGGUAUACAGUAUGUUUAGUCCCGGCCCUCUGGUCUUUUUUUUUUUCGAAACGAAAACGAAAACACACACAAAUAAUUUAUAAAUUUAGUAUAACGUGAACCGGCGGCGUGAGCGUGAGAAAAAAUACGUGUUUUGCUUUCGCUCCACUCGGUUAACCCACCGAACGUAACAAAAAAUAAUAAAAAAGUGCAUUCAAACACGUGCUCGAGAAAAAUUAUUAAAAAUGACCAACCACAAAGCAGGAACGGCGACAGGGGAAAAUUUUACGCCCUCAAAUGGUCAUCAUAUGAGACAGACCGAGGAGCAACAGGCAGAUGAUCGUCAACUUGAUGAUGAUGAUGAUGAGAACUCUCUGGAUGCCAUUCUUGUGCGUAUUGGCCAAUUUGGACGAUAUCAGAUCAUUAACUAUAUCUUAUUGUGUAUUCCCAUGGUUUUCAAUGCUUUCUUUUCAAUUUCUUAUGUAUUUACGGCUAGUACAGUGGUACAAAGAUGCAAUAUAACACAAUGUGAUAGUCCAAGUAGUUUGUAUGAGGAAUCAUGGCUUAAUUUUACUAUACCAUAUCAGAAUUCUGCAUGGGAUUCAUGUCAUCAGUAUGUGGAAAAUAUAACUGAAACAUCGGGUGAAUUUUGUUCGGCAGAAUAUUUUAAUAGAACUGCAACACAAAGUUGCAGCAAUGGUUACAAAUUUCGUGAUGAGGAGCGCACUAUAUCGACAGAGUUUGACAUAUUUUGCAAAGAUGAAUGGAUGCUUUCGAUGGUUGGAACCAUCAACAAUGUGGGACAAUUUGUUGGGAUACCAAUUGGUGGUUAUUUUGCCGAUAGAUACGGACGACGCACCAUGUUGGCCAUUGGAGGAGCUUUAAGUGCUUUAAUGGGUGUCAUACGAUCCCUUUCGACCAAUUAUUACAUGUUCCUGUCCUUUGAAUUUCUUGACAUGGCCGUGGGUAGCACUUUAUUUCCAACCGCUUUUUUGUUGGCCAUUGAGCUGGUGGGUCCGAAACGUCGUGUGGCCGCUGCAACAAUUAUCACAAUUUUCUAUUCGCUGGGUGAGGCAUUUUUGGGUUUCUUGGCGUCACAGUUGCAACAUUGGCGUUGGCUUCUGAGGGCAUUGUAUGCACCGGCGAUCUUGCAGUUAUUAUUCCUAUGGAUUCUACCGGAAAGUGUCCGUUGGCUUCUUAGCCAGGGAGCAGAACAAAAAGCAGCUUCUGUCUUGAGACGUGCCGCCCGUUGCAACAAACGUUCCCUACCCGAAGAGCAAUUGGAUGAGCUGUUGGCCAAUAAUCGUCAGAAAUUGCGUCAAGCGAAUGAGAGUCAAUAUCCCAUUAUGAAGGCCAUUCGUUUCUUUUUGCUACGCAUUGCCAAUUGUUGCCUUUGCUGGUUCACUCACACUCUAAUUGCGCUUGGUUUGAGUUUGAAUUCAGUUAAUUUGGGUGGAAAUAAGUAUACGAAUUUCAUGUUGAAUGGUUUCAUUCAGAUACCGGGUUUACUUUUGCCCCUCAUUAUUAUGGACCGUUUCGGGCGUAGAUAUUCCCUUUGUGCCUCUAUGUUGGUUUGUGCCGUCUGCAUGGGAGCAUCAGCGGCAAUUGAUCCAGAUAACUAUGCUGGAUCUUUGACUCUAUUUCUCAUUGGCAAAUUGGCCAUUACAUGCAGUUUUCAAAUUUUAUACUUUUUCACUUCGGAAAUUUUUCCCACUAAUGUGCGCAAUAGUUUAUUGUCCAUGUGCUCGAUGGUGGGACGCAUUGGUUCCAUGUUGGCACCACAAACUCCUUUAUUGGCCAAAUAUUAUAUUUAUGCGCCACAAAUUCUAUUUGCCACAUUUGCAUUGAUAAGUGGUUUCUUUACAUUGGGAUUUCCCGAGACGGCUGACAAAGUUCUGCCCACCACAAUGGAGGAGGCACGCGAUUUGAAUCGCAAAAGGCACACAAGAGGAGGAGGAGUCGGGGCAGGAGGCGGAACGGGUGAUGAGGAGCAGCAGGCCCAAGACGAGGGCCCAAGAAAACUAUACUAGAAAGCAAAUUGUUUUUAUUAGCAUUUAAGUACCAAACCUACGCAUUUUGUUGAUUUUAUUUUUGUAAAUUUUAAUAUGUAA
Molecule: messenger RNA, 2518 nt
Organism: Drosophila willistoni
Lineage: Eukaryota; Metazoa; Arthropoda; Insecta; Diptera; Drosophilidae
Product: organic cation transporter protein
Exons: 5
Coding region: 653-2437 (594 amino acids)
Biological process (GO): transmembrane transport
Cellular component (GO): membrane
Molecular function (GO): transmembrane transporter activity
Source: RefSeq, a predicted model, not a curated record